Molecule: messenger RNA, 558 nt
Organism: Striga asiatica
Lineage: Eukaryota; Viridiplantae; Streptophyta; Magnoliopsida; Lamiales; Orobanchaceae
Source: the annotation of a GenBank genome assembly
AUGGCCAAUCUCCAUCAGCAGCAUGUCCUAGUAAUGUACAAGGACUGCCAGCACAACCAUGCGGCCCAAGCUCAAGGCUUCACUCUCGACGGUUGCGGGCUUUUCGAGCCCAACGGGCCAAACGCCACACCCCAGGCCCACUUCUGUGCUGCAUGCCGUUGUCACCGCAAUUUCCACCGUAGGGUUGAGGUAGAUCUCCCAGAUAAUUACUAUUCAACUCAAAAUGUAAACCCCUCAAGCCCAAAUCAGCCGUCCGGGCCACAGGCCCAACAAGUACCCUCCAGCAAUAGCCCUUCUGCUAUUGGAAGGCAAGAAGUGGUGAGUGGGCUUCGCGAGACGGGGCCCGCUAGGGUUACAAACAGAAUAACUAGAGAGCAAAGUGAGAGAAUGAGAGUGAUAGCCGAGAGGAAUGAGUGGAAGAUGUUUCGCGAUCAUUCGGAGGAGGAAAUCCGGCGUAUAUGUUCGGAGGUCGGUAUAACGAGGAAUAUGUUGAGAAGAUGGAUUUGUUAUCAUAGGGCUAAUAAUGCAGUCCGAGCCGUGGAUUUAUCGGGUGAUUGA